Molecule: messenger RNA, 5090 nt
Organism: Scylla paramamosain (green mud crab)
Lineage: Eukaryota; Metazoa; Arthropoda; Malacostraca; Decapoda; Portunidae
Exons: 13
Coding region: 588-3299 (903 amino acids)
Molecular function (GO): RNA binding
Source: RefSeq, a predicted model, not a curated record
CAAGUUAUAGUCAGUGUGUCGGGUCUAUGAGUGGUGUUGGUACGCGUCUGUUUCAACUCCCAGCCUGACAGAAUUUGUGUGUUUUUUUUGUGUAACCACGCCUACACAGUGGCUACCAAGGCUUACCUAUGAGUUAAACCUUCUUUAGUUGGUAAUGAGGAAGGCGUGGGCUCUAGCAGUGGACAGCCGAAGGCAGCAGUGGGUGAAAACAAACAAAAUAAAGAAAAGUUUAGCUGUGAGAAGGUGCUAGACAGCCAGCCAUAGUGACGAGGAGGCAGGAAGGUAGACAAAAGUGGACAAAAGCAGGGAACCACCACCAUCACCACCACAGGGUGACAAAAACCACCAUCAUCACCACCACAGGGAAGUGAGAGAUGGGGAGGAGGAUUUAAAAGGACAUGUUUGCAGUGCGCUGUCAGCCCUCACCUGCGCCGCCUUCCCCAGUGAGCGGAUGUAGGCCUGGGAAUAGAACAUAUGCAGACAUCUUGGCAGUGCUGUGUAUGUCUGUUUGUCGAUGGUCAAGAAGGAACGUAGCAAAAGUUUAAGACUGAGAGCAUAAGGCGAUCAGUGACUGCGUUAAGACGCUGAUGAAUCAGAGUGAAGCAACAGGGUGGAUUCCCCAGGUGGAGGAGGACCCCAAGGACUUGCAAGGAAUACGAUUCUCACGCAUCCCUCCACAAUCCAGAAGAUCCGAGAUGACGCAGGAAAGCCGAUGCUUGUUUGUCAGAAACAUUCCUCGGGAAAUGACUAAUAAAGACCUGCAGCAGCUGUUCAGUGAGUUUGGCCAUGUUGUGAAUGUGUUCCUGAAACCCACCCCAUUGGGAUCAAAGUUCAACUGGGCCAUCAUCAACACCGAGAGUGUGAAGGAUAUGUUGUCCAUGAUGUCGGCCAUGAACAGGAAGCCGCCGUUCAACUUUGAGAUAACAGUGGCUCUUUCUGAGGACGAGAAAAGGCAGAGGAAGAAGGGAAGGGGAGACUUCAUUGCUGCCCAGAACACUGAGAGUGUGUUUGUCAUUAUGAAGGAUAUGGAGAACCUUCCUAAUCUAGGCUGCUCCUUUCCCGUGCUCCAGGCAUCAUGGAGCAGGACAGAAGGGCAAGUGAAGUCCUCAUGGCCACCUGGAAAUGAGACAGUUGUGAUUAGGAGGGGGAACAUAAUGAUGGAGGGCAGACGGCCCCAGUUAUGUGUGUUCUGUGAGGGCCAGGGGCAGCUGAGGUGCUCGGUGUGCAAGGCAUGGUACUGCAGCAUGGUGUGCCAGGUGGAUGACUGGUACCUGCACAAGAAUACUUGCUGCCCCCCACCGGUUUUGGAUGAUCCACAGAAGAUAAAGAGUAGCCUGUGUGGAACAGGUGGUGAUGCAUCCAGAGGUGCCAGUGCAGUCAUGAUGUCUUCCUCUCCCUUUUCCUCCUCCUUUGCCAAUAGACCAGAGGACAUCAGUGGGAGAAUGGCAGAAGAGAUAGAGCUUUGUUCCAGCCAGAAGAGUAGUAUGGUAAAGGAGAUACAGCCAGCAAGAAACAUAAGAAGCAUGCCUACCAAGUUGAACAUGAUGACUGAGAAUGGUUACAGUUGUGGCAGGGGUGCUAUGCUUAAAAACUUUACAGAAGAAGAAAGUUAUAGUGCAGGAAAGGGUGCAGUGCCUAAGAGGAGUAAUAUGAAUGAAAGUAGGUUUGCAGGAGGAUGUUAUUCAUCUCCAAAGAGAAGUAUUGCAGCUGAAAAUGUUGUGGGCCAAAAUGCAUCACUUAAGAAAGAAUUUGAUAAAAGUCCUAGUCUGAAAUGUUUAAUCCCAAAGAAAAGCCUUGCAGAGAUAUCAGAUGAUUAUAAUAAUGUAGAGAGAGGUACAUCUACCAGUGACCUGAAAUGCAUGCCUAAGGUGCCACUGACAGAAAAAUCAGCUGUGCCAACUGGUACCAUUGUAAGGACAGCUGGAGAGUCUGCAGGAAAUGGAGAAUCUGGUUCAGCUUUGCAGGAUACAAACUCAUCAGUUGUUUCACCCUCCAAAAAUGCUUCUGAAAUUUGGAUGAACUUUGGUACCUUGUUGGAGAUAGAGAAAAUCUACAGUGGUUUUAUCACCUUGGCAGCAAGUUAUGAGCAGUUUACUGCUGCUGUUGUGGUUGAGGCUGUAUCAUGCAUAUUCAGUGAGGCACAUGAAAUUCUAAGCACAGUCCCAGCUGGUAUCAAUUUUAAGCCUGAGGUUGGGUCUCUAGUAGCUGCUUACUCCCCCACGGAGGAGACCUGGUACCGAGCACGUGUACUAGAAUUAGAGGGAUCCACUUACAGGGUUUGUUACAUAGACUUCGGAAAUAAAGAAGCUGUGGAACAAAUAAAGCCAGUUCCUGAAGGACCAUUUUCAGAACUCCCUGAACUGGCAUUUGUGGCCAAGAUCCAUAGUAAAAUUAAUGAACAGGUUCAGGAAAAGUUGAAAAAAAUGGUUCAAGUGUAUAAUUCUUUAAAGUUCAAAGUUAUUGCCAAGAAGGGAUUGUAUGUGAAGGUUGCUUUGUGUGAAGAUGAAGACAAAAAUAAUACAGCUGUUGCUGAGUAUAUUCUUGAACCACUCCUGAUGCCUGCUGUCUUCCCUUCACCACCAGCUGCUUCCUCACCCAAAUCAAAGACUGCUCCCUCAUCUGCUCAGAGGGAGAAUGUUGUCCCUGAUUGUGCUGCACCUGCCACAACAAUAUUGAAGGAAACAAGUCCAUCUCAGAGACAAACAGACGUAAAGGUGCUUGCUGUGAAUGAUUCUCAGAAAGAAAAUGGUGUCAUCAGUUCUGAUAAGGGACCAGCAGAGCAGUGUAAUGGUGAUCAUUCUUUGUCAAGAGAUAUGAGCUGUAAAGUGGUGUCCUGUGAGGCUGAUGAAUCUCAUUCCUGUUAUGUUAUUGCUGUGAAUAGCAUGGAGCUCUUACUUAAGCUGGAGGAGAUGUCUGUGGAGAUGAACCAGCACUGUGAGGACAGCCCUGCCUCCAUGCUUCAUCCCAGGCGAGGGGAAGUGUGCCUUGCAAAGUUUGUCAAAGGAGAUGGCAGAUGGUACCGGGCAUUGUGUCUUGCAUCAGACAGCACUUGCUGCCAGGUCAUCUUUGUGGACUAUGGCAACACUGAGAAAGUCUGUCACGCUAACAUACGACCAAUUCCAAGGCAGUUCCUGGGGCUCCCCUGCCUGGCCCUGUAUCUCCCUCAGCAAGGUAUGGGUAUGAACUCGGUGAAUGGGAAGGAGGAGGAAGGAGCAGGCCAGACAAAUCCUCCAGCAGGCUUUACUUUCCUUGCAGCUUUGAAUAUAUCACCGGACAGUAAGAUCAAGUUCCUAGAAUAGUGCACUUGUAAAGACCAAUAGAUCUCUCUCUCUCUCUCUCUCUCUCUCUCUCUCUCUCUCUCUCUCUCUCUCUCUCUCUCUCUCUCUCUCUCUCUCUCUCUCUCUCUCUCUCUCUCUCUCUCUCUCUCUCUCUCUCUCUCUCUCUCUCUCUCUCUCAGUUCACAGUUCCAUAAUACAAGUCUGAUCCAAGUUGUGAGUUUACUGCUUAGUGCACCCCUCUGAAAUUAACUCAAGUCGUUCUGAUGAUGGAAUUACACUUGCCCAUAGAAUUAUGUGUUUCACACUAAAUUACUGAGUGUAAUAUAGGAAAGGGAUAUUGUAUGUCUUACAGGUGGAAUGUAUUUUCAACCAAUUUGCAUCAUCUUAUUUUUUCAUUUCAUUGGAUGUACACUAGUUUCCAUCAAGAGACUUUCAAUUGUAUUUGUACAUUUGGUGGGUUGGCAAUAUUGCAGCAGACCAGUGUUUCAAAGAAUUGUGGAGAGGUGGUGGAUGGUCAUGCAGGAAGCCUUUUGGAUACUUUGUGGAAUAUUACAAGAAGUCAUUCACAGAAGGAAUAUUUUCAGAUAUGAAGACUUGAUAAGUCAACAUUGAUUCUAUCAUUUAUGAGACCUAAAACAGUCGCAUUAGUUUUAUAGGUUUGAAAACAUGGUUGGCCUCAUAAAAUUAGUUGUAACGGACAUACAUACUUGUAUUAAUUUGAAGUUAUCAAUUUACAUUGUUUUUUUUUGAAUAGCUAAAUAUCUUGGUUACAUCAGGUUUUUUGUGUUACACAACUAGUAAGUUUCUACUGGAUGUGAGGAUAAGUAUUUAUGUAUUUUAUUACUAUUUUACUUCAAAUAAGUUUGAAAGUGCUUAUAUGGUUUUGAGGAGCCAGUUUUUUUUUGUCUUUGGUUGAUUUUUGUGGCUAUGGUUGAUUAGGUGAUAGGUGUGGAAUGUUGUGGCACCAUCUUGUUGGUGAAAUGAAUAGAAGGGGAUUGGGUUAAUUUAUUUAGCAUUGAAGUGCAUCAUUAUAUAAAUGUAAUUUCUUUUUAUAUGAACUUUGGAGUGUACAGAAUAACAAAAAGUGUUUAAAAUUUUUUUGUGCACUUCUCUUGGCAGGCUUAAUAUUAAAUUAGUGUCAAUAUUACUUGUGUGCUGUGGUCAGUCAUCCCAUUAGAGUUCCAGGCACCUGCCUAUCAGCUGGUCUACUAGUGCUCUGGGUGGGAUACCUUCCUGUGGUGCCAAGGUGUUAGCUAUUAUCUUGCUUAGUUCACAUUUAAGAGUAAUUUCCAGGAAUUGAAAAUAUAAAGAGCAUUGUAGGCAGUGAGGUGUGCCCUAUACCUUCAUGAUGAUGAUGAUGAUGAUGAUGAUUAUUAUUAUUAUUAUUAUUAUUAUUAUUAUUAUUAUUAUUAUUAUUAUUAUGGACAGUCAUGUGUUGGGUCAGCGUGCAUGACUAGGAUAAUAAUGGUCAGCAUAGCUCUUAACUUUGUACUAAAAGUGGAAGCCAUUCAGUAUUCUAACCACCAUUUUGCUUGGUAUGUGUAUGCUAUAGUUAAGUAAAUUACAAAUUAUAAAUUACUUAUUGUAAUUUCACCAAUAAUUUGUAAUCACUACUAAUUACUAUGAUGUUAUUGUAUUAGUUUUCAUCAUAAUUUUAUUAUUGUUUUCAUCUUCAUUUGAAUGAUGUUUAUUUAUAUGUAAACUUUUCGUCAAAGAUAAAGUUGUAUUCUCAAAAGCCUCUGUCUAUACAUAGGUAUCAGUCAUGUAAGGCUCAUGUGUUUCAGUAAAUUUAAUAAAAUUUAGUAUUGAGAA